AUGGCUUGGUCCGUUGAUGACGAGAUAAAGUUAUUUCAUGCACUAAUGUACUUUAAGCCUGUCGGUCUAGAUAGAAAUUUUCAAAUGAUAUGCCUUGCCUAUCGCUUGAAUUUCACAGAGAAACUUGGGUACUCGGUGUCCGACAUAUGGCAGCAUUUAAGUAAAUUGUAUAACUUGGAGGAGUUGAAUGAGUCGGAAGUCAUUCCUUUCCCAAACAAGUCCUCCGAAUUUUCUCUUCCCGAUGAAUUUAAAGAACUUCAAGACCUCCCAUUUCCGCGUGCAAAGUCAUCCACAGUUAGUUUUUCUCGUCUGCCUCUGCCAUCGGGGCCUAUGAAUCGUCAGAGACCAAAACUAGGUUCAAGCAGUUCCUGGAAGUCAUCGUCACAGUUUGACGAGCACCCAACGACUCCUGUCACUAGUUCUCCUUCUCUGUCUCCCCGUUCCGUUUCUUCUCCAACGCCUUCUGCCUCUCUUCCUACCACUGCGCCUAGUGUCGGCAGCAAACGAACACGUAAAUCCCUUCGCUCUAACACUGAGCAGGACCUUGGAAUGCCUCCUCCACCAUCCUCUGUGUCACCUGUUAAGGUCGUCAACCACCCAAGCACUCAGGCUCCUCGAAAAAGUAGUCGUCGCCACAAUUGA
Mesocestoides corti is the source of this 642-nucleotide messenger RNA. The record is from the annotation of a GenBank genome assembly. Lineage: Eukaryota; Metazoa; Platyhelminthes; Cestoda; Cyclophyllidea; Mesocestoididae.